Molecule: messenger RNA, 1677 nt
Organism: Penicillium oxalicum
Lineage: Eukaryota; Fungi; Ascomycota; Eurotiomycetes; Eurotiales; Aspergillaceae
Product: chaperonin-containing T-complex subunit CCT6
Exons: 6
Coding region: 1-1677 (558 amino acids)
Biological process (GO): protein folding
Cellular component (GO): chaperonin-containing T-complex
Molecular function (GO): ATP-dependent protein folding chaperone; ATP hydrolysis activity; ATP binding
Source: RefSeq, a predicted model, not a curated record
AUGUCCGCGACACAGCUGCUCAAUCCCAAGGCGGAGUCCCGGCGACGCGGAGAGGCCCUGAAGGUCAACAUCAGCGCCGGAGAGGGUCUCCAGGAUGUUCUGAAGUCGAAUUUGGGUCCUUCGGGAACCCUGAAGAUGCUCGUGGACGGUUCCGGUGGAAUCAAAUUGACCAAGGAUGGAAACGUUUUGCUGCGCGAGAUGCAAAUUCAAAACCCGACGGCCGUCAUGAUCGCCCGAGCGGCAACCGCUCAAGAUGAUAUCACUGGUGAUGGUACGACGUCAGUCGUUCUGUCCGUUGGAGAGCUUUUGAAACAGGCCGACCGUCAUAUUUCAGAAGGCCUUCACCCCCGUGUGAUUACGGACGGUUACGAGAUCGCGAAGAAUGAGGCGCUGAAGGUAAACGAAAUCCCUGAAAGGAUGUCUACGGGCCCGUCUCUGACCUUUGUGCAGUUCCUGGACCAAUUCAAGCUCGAAAAAACCAUCGACAGAGAACUCCUGCUUUCCGUAGCUCGCACCUCUCUCUCCACCAAGCUGAACAGCUCACUCGCCGAAAAGCUCACUCCCGAUAUUGUUGAUGCUGUUCUGGCCAUCCACCGUGCCCCAGAGAAGCCCGACUUGCACAUGAUUGAGAUCAUGACCAUGCAACACCGCACAUCAUCGGAUACUCAGCUCAUUCGUGGGCUGGCGUUGGAUCACGGUGCCCGUCAUCCCGAUAUGCCCAAGCGCGUUGAGAACGCUUUCAUUCUGACUUUGAAUGUGAGCCUCGAGUACGAGAAGUCUGAAAUCAACUCAGGCUUCUACUAUUCCAGUGCUGAACAGCGUGACAAGUUGGUGGAGAGUGAGCGCAAGUUCGUCGACGCGAAACUGCAAAAGAUUGUGGAAUUGAAGAAGCAAGUCUGCGGCAACGACCCUAAGAAGGGCUUUGUGGUGAUUAAUCAGAAGGGCAUUGACCCCCUGAGCUUGGAUAUCCUCGUCAAGAAUGGCAUCAUGGCUCUGCGGAGAGCCAAGCGGAGAAAUAUGGAGCGCUUGCAGCUGGUUUGCGGCGGUGUCGCUCAGAACAGUGUUGAUGAGAUGACACCCGACGUACUUGGCUGGGCCGGCUUGGUUUACGAGCACCAGCUCGGCGAGGAGAAGUACACCUUUGUGGAGGAAGUCAAGGACCCCAAGUCCGUGACUAUCAUGAUCAAGGGACCCAACCCGCACACCAUCGCUCAAGUGAAGGAUGCAGUGCGAGAUGGCCUGCGCUCCGUUUAUAACACGAUUGUCGAUGGCUGCGUCAUCCCUGGAGCCGGUGCAUUCCAAGUUGCCUGUGCCCAACACCUGAAGUCAGACAAGUUCAACAAGACCGUGAAGGGUAAGGCCAAGUGGGGUGUUGAUGCGUUUGCCGAUGCGCUGUUGGUCAUUCCCAAGACUCUCGCUGCAAACUCAGGACACGAUGUCCAGGAUUCCCUGGCUGCCAUGCAGGAUGAAAGCAAAGAUGGAGCCGUCGUCGGCUUGGAUCUGAACACUGGUCUCCCUAUGGACCCUGUUCAAGCGGGCGUCUUCGACUCCUACCGUGUGCUUCGGAACUGUGUUGCUUCCAGCACUGGCAUUGCAUCCAACCUUUUGCUUUGUGAUGAGCUCCUGAAGGCUCGUCAAAUGAGCAAGUCCGGUGGCCCCGGCGGCAUGGAGGAGUAA